GGAAGUCUUUUGGCUUAGGAUUCCAAUAACUGAACUUGAAAUUAAUAGCUCUCUGUUGGCGGCAAGGAUUAGUAAUAUGUUGAAAUCAAGUCUCCUUUCAGGUGGUGGGAAGAGAACUAAUGCUUAACCUAAUGAUGCAUCUGGUGAAUAAUUACCACACUAAUGACUUCGUUCGCUGGAUCAUGGAUAACACAAGGGUACAUAUUAUGCCAUCCAUGAACCCUGACGGAUUCGAAGUUUCAAAAGAAGGCAGCUGUACAGAUGUUCAAGGAAGAUACAACGCUCUAGGGUUUGAUCUCAAUCGAAAUUUUCCAGACUACUUCAAAACAAACGAUUUAAAUGAACAGCCAGAGACUAAAGCGGUUCGAGAAUGGAUUAAUAAAAUUCAGUUUGUUUUAUCCGGAAAUAUCCAUGGGGGCGCUCUAGUCGCCAGUUACCCGUUUGACAAUACUCCAAACUCAAUUUUUCAGUCUCUCAGUAGUCCAUCCCUCACACCCGAUGAUGACGUGUUUCGCCAUCUAGCAGAAGUUUACUCAUUCAAUCAUGAGACCAUGCAUUUAGGCUUACCAUGUUCAACUGGUACUCGUGGUUUUAAAAACGGAACUACUAAUGGUGCAGCUUGGUAUCCAUUAACAGGGAGAGAGCUGUGGGUCGUCAUAGUUUCCAAGACCCCUCAUGAAGAACCGUUACUUAAGCCUAAUGUUAAAUACGUUGCUAACAUGCAUGGAAAUGAG
Limulus polyphemus (Atlantic horseshoe crab) is the source of this 734-nucleotide messenger RNA. RefSeq names its product carboxypeptidase M-like. The record is from RefSeq and is a predicted model, not a curated record. The transcript has 4 exons. The annotation marks the transcript as partial. Gene Ontology annotation, molecular function: metallocarboxypeptidase activity; zinc ion binding. Gene Ontology annotation, cellular component: cell surface. Lineage: Eukaryota; Metazoa; Arthropoda; Merostomata; Xiphosura; Limulidae. Gene Ontology annotation, biological process: proteolysis.